CGAGAGGCAGUCUCGUCUCGGCGAGCCUUUCGGGUAUUAAAAUCGUUUGUGCACUUGGUCUCGUCGUGCGCAGGGCUUGGUUUUUUAACAGUGACAGUACCGAGAGUAAACUCGAAAUAGCUGGGACGAAAAUAGACGGCGGGCUCCUCGAUAAGGGGGGGCAAAAGGUGUCGAUCGAUUGACUGGUUUUUAAAAAAAUCGCUCGUUUUGGAGUGUCAAGUGCGGUGAGGAUAUUGUGUGAAAACUCGUGGCGGAUAAAAUUUGGGGUGCCGACCGAAAAACUCGACGUGACAGCUCCGCUUGCUAUUCGCAACGUUUUCUUUUCUGAUCGCUCUGCUGCUCGGAGCUGCGCCGACUUUUUCACUUUCUACCGAUCUUUGGAUCGACUUUUUGCAUACUUCUCGGUCGUUUUCGUGACAGUGUUACUACCACUCGUUGGGAUUAUCGGCGCUCUCGUGGUUUGUCAAAACUUUUGGACCCCUCUCCCUCGCCCUGGUGCUGGAUCUACGUGGCUCGAGUUGACGAAGGCAGUAUCGAUUGCCACGGAAGCGAAAAAUGAAGGGAAGCAUUGGUCAAAGAUCGAUCUAACAUCAACAGGAGGAUGUACACCGAGUGGCAAAAGGGCGAACUCGUGUGGUUCGACCCCGGAGUUGGACACGUUUUGCCCGGCGAGGUGCUGGAGUACCACAGAGCUGCCAAUGUCUUAUCAGUCCAGGCCGUGAUAGCUGGAAAGCCACAGACUUUUACACUCACGAAUCUCAAUGGAGUCAGACCGAGACAAGAUCUUGGACAGAAUGGAGUCGAAGAUAUGAUACAAAUCAAUGAUCUUAACGAAGCUUCUCUACUAUGGAACUUGAAAAUUCGUUAUGACAAGGAACUCAUCUACACUUACACCGGAAGUAUUCUCGUGGCAGUGAAUCCGUACAAAAUGUUCGAUAUUUACGGACUCGACCAGGUGAAGCUGUACGAGGGACGGAUACUGGGCACUUUGCCACCACACCUCUUUGCCGUCGGCUCGUCCGCGUACAGUCAAGUGUCAGCUGCCAAUAAUUCAAGUGCCAAUCAAGUGGUGGUCAUAUCGGGGGAAUCGGGAUCGGGAAAAACCGAAUCAACGAAACUCGUCAUGCAGUAUUUAGCUGCCGUUAAUCGCGCACCCAGCAACCUCGUCACUGAACAAAUAUUGGAAGCUGCACCGUUACUCGAGAGCUUUGGGAAUGCCAAGACACCGAGAAACGACAACAGCAGUAGAUUUGGAAAAUAUCUUGAAGUCCAUUUCAGAGACGGAGUUAUCGUCGGUGGCCGUGUAACGCAGUAUCUCUUGGAGAAAAGUCGCAUAGUAACGCAAGCAUCCGAGGAGAGAAACUAUCACGUAUUCUACGAACUUCUAGCCGGGCUCGAUCAACAGCUGAGAGACAAGUAUGGUCUUUUAACUCCGGACAAGUAUUUUUACCUGAAUCAGGGUGGAAGCUGCGAGAUCGACGGUAAAAACGACACCGAGGACUUCAAGGCGUUGCUAUCCGCGAUGCAAGUGUUGGGUUUUACCUCCGAGGAACAAGACACCAUUUUUAAGAUACUCAGCAGCGUUUUGCAUCUCGGCAACGUUUAUUUUCAUCGCAAACAAAUGAGACACGGACAGGAAGGUGUUGAAGUUGGAUCCGACGCGGAGAUACGCUGGGCUGCUCAUCUCCUUCAGGUCAAUGCCGAUGGAAUCAUCAGAGCACUCACUACCAAAACUACCGAAGCGAGAAACGAACGAGUGCUGACCGCUCUGAACAUCGACCAAGCUUUGGACGCGAGAGACGCGUUCGCAAAAGCCCUGUACAGUUCACUGUUUUCUUGGCUGGUAGCACGCGUCAAUCACAUUGUUUACAAAGGAACGAAGCAAACUGCAGCUAUUUCGAUUCUCGACAUAUUCGGGUUUGAAAAUUUUGCCGAAAACAGUUUUGAACAGCUUUGCAUCAAUUAUGCGAACGAGAAUUUACACUUUUAUUUCAACAAGCAUAUAUUCAAGCUGGAGCAACAGGAAUACGCUAAGGAAAAGAUCGAUUGGACGACCAUUAAUUACACGGACAAUCUUCCGGUGAUUCAGCUGAUAGCGAAAAAGCCAGUUGGAAUUUUGCACCUUCUCGACGACGAGAGCAACUUCCCAAAGGCAACCGAUUUAUCCUUCCUCGAGAAAUGUCACUACAACCACGCUCUCAGUGAAUUAUAUUCAAGGCCGAGAAUGAACUCGGCCGAAUUUGCCAUAAAGCAUUACGCUGGACAGGUUUGGUACAACGUCGAAGGCUUUCUCGACAAAAAUCGCGACACCCUCAGACCCGAUGUCGUCGAAUUGCUUAUCAGUAGUAAAAUACAAAUGGUCAGUAAAAUGUUUCAACACGUCAGAACUACUCACGAAGCUAACAAAACGGUCAAUAAACCCAAUGGAAGAUUCGUCACUAUGAAACCGAGGACUCCCACUGUUUCUGCCAGAUUUCACGACAGUCUUCAACAGCUUCUGGACUCGAUGUCUCAAUGCAAUCCCUGGUUCGUGCGUUGCAUAAAGCCAAAUACAGAAAAAGCGCCGAUGAAAUUCGACAUGCCAUGCGUACUUGAGCAGCUUCGUUACACGGGCAUGCUCGAAACAAUCUGCAUUCGAAAAACCGGAUACCCCGUACGAUUGCAAUUUGGUCAUUUCGUCGAUCGUUAUCGCUAUUUAAUACCAAAUCAUUUGCCGAGAGGGGCACCGAACAAAGAGCUCUGUCGAAUUAUUUUGGACAAAUCUACGUCUCCGGACGCACACGAGCAGUAUCAACUGGGAUUGACCAGAGUUUUCCUUCGCGAAUCCUUGGAACGACAUUUGGAAUACAACAGGGCGCUGAUUCUCGAAAGAGCAGCAAUUACUGUUCAACGUUACACCCGAGGAUUUCUGGCUCGUCGAAGAUUUCUCAACAUCGCACGAAGCACGAUAUUCAUCCAAGCGGUUUAUCGGGGUUAUCGCGACCGUAAAAAAUUCCGUGACCUCAAAAGAGGCGUUCUCAUGGGACAAAAGAUGUAUCGAGGCAAAAAAGAGAGAGAAAGAUUCAAGGCGCUGAAAGAAGAAAUGGCCAAAAGGGCAGAAAUCGAGAGAGCCAGUCGAGAGAGGGCAAAGGCCAAACAGCAAAGAGAGGAGCAAGAGCGAGCUUCCCGGGCGGUUGCAGGGGUUAAUCAUCUUGAAAUACCUGCCGAAUUGGCCUUCAUUUACAGCAAAUUGGACGACUGGCAGCCGACGCAUACGGAGCGAAAUUUGUUGAAAGUCGUUGGAACGGUUAUCCCGAUGGUGCACACGUACAAUUUACCAGGAGACAUAGACCAGCAUCAGUUCUCCAAGUUUACCAACAUAUAUUUCAAGAGUCACAUAUUCGGUAUGAAAAGAGAGCCGAUAAAAACGCCAUUUUUGGCGAAAGCGCGUGACCAAGAUUACACGGAUUCGCUGAUGAUAUUUAAGAUGAUCCUGCGUUUUAUGAACGAGAAUAAUUUGAGUGGGAAGAGGGAGCAAGCACUGGGGGAUUACAUCGUGAACAAGGGGAUCGUAAAUGAGAAAUUGAGGGAUGAAAUACUGUGUCAAUUGGCCAAUCAGACGUGGAAGAAUGAGAACGAUGGCAACAAGGAGAGAGGAUGGUUAUUGUUGGCCAAUUGUUUGUCAUCGUUCCAGCCAAGUUCAACUUUGUUCAAGUAUUUUCUAAAGUACGUUUCCGAUCACGCCUACGACGGCUACAAAGCCUACUGUCAGCGAAAGCUCCUUCAGGGUGAGCGGACGGUUCACCGAAUUAUGAACAACAAUCAACCCAGCAAUCAUCACGUGCCGCGAACUUAUCCGCCCUGCGUCCUCGAAUGGCGUGCAAAUAGAAACCGAGUAAACAUGGCACUAACAGUUGGCUUUUACGACGGGGAAACUACUACUUGUGCCGUUGAUUCGUGGACCACUUGCGAAGAGCUCGCCAACCUCGCUGUCCACAAUCACGGGGUCGAAAAUUCCGGUUGGACCAUCACACUUUGGAACCAACUGGACGCUCCGGAUGCCAUUGUCACCGAAACCAACGGAUUCGAUUACUGCCUCGAUCUCAUCUCAGAAAUGGAACUCGCACCUGCUUUCCCAGCUGCCAAACACAUGUUCCUCGAGCAACGAAAAAAUAGCUUCCCACCGAUCAAAAAAAGAGAGCACAAUCAGGCUGUACGUGAACUGGAGCAUGACCUGGAGAUGCCGGUACUCAAGACCUUCCAGCCCCUCGAGAGAAAACCGGUGGCCAAGGUUGUCGUAGACAAGCCUGUGGAACCGGAAAUUCAGUCCCCGAGAAGACCGGCUGUCCCGCCGCCGCAGCCACCAAUCGCAAAACCAUCGCCACCGAGAAAGCAGUCACACGAGCCAGUGCUGGAGUCGACCGGUGAAAUGGGUUUAUCGAGACAAUCGGCAUUGAACGACCGUUACUUCGAGAAGGAGAAACAACGCAGUCGAAGUUUGGACAAUCUGUUGCAGCCGGAAAUGGUCCAGCAGUCGCCAAGUAAAUUGGCUACUUUGGGACUUUCCUCGUCAAAACUGAACGAGAGGUAUCACAGCUUGGAAAGAAUUGGUGAAGUAAACGCGGUCACGAAUGUCGAGUACAUGAGCAACGUUGAGGUGAGCCAGGAGAGAAAGUACAGCAGAAUAACGAGAACGACGGAGCCAAAUAUAGUGGAGGAGGAAGAUUUGACGAUCGACUUUGAGUACCCGGACAUACAAUCGGUCAGCCAGACCGGUCGAUCGGAAGAAGACAAAAACAGUUACGCAAGAUCGCAAACGAGAUUCAUCAAGUCCCAGUACCCAGAAUUGAACAUUGUUCCAACAGGCAAAAGAGCACUGCCCGGAAGUCAGUCGAGUCGUGCUUAUAUCGAGAAGAGCGAGUACGGUGUAAAGUCAUCCGCGAUGUCGGACACGAGCGAAGCACCCUCUCUGGCGUCGCACGUCAGGAGAGUCAGGGUUCCCAGCCAGGCUUCGGACGUUGAUCAAUUUUUGGACGAGUUGUUCAUGCCCGUUCUGGAUGGCAAUUUGGAUGAGAUGUCGGACGCGAGGAGCCUUGCUGCCAGCAUCAAAGGAACUUUGCUCGUUUCUACGGAAGCGAAGCAGCGGAGCGCAGAAGGAGCUGCCGAUCUUGAGGGCUUUUUGACGUCGGCUACCGGACUGGAUCAGAAAAGUUUUCCAGCGGCUGAAGAACUGUCUGCCAAGAUCAAGGGCACCGGAAGCAUCGAUGCUCCGGAUCGUGAAGAAAAAACGUCUUCGGAGGGCACGGAAAAAGUUGCCAGUCUCGACGACUUCCUGGACGCCGCAACGGGAAACAAUGGCCUUGCUAAGGCCUUGAGAGCUUGUGAGAUCUCGAGGAAAAUCAAAGGAGGCGGAAACAUGGACAUACCGAACCAGAACACAGCCUUCAACUUCAGCCCUCUGUCACCGGGGAUUAUGUCGCCGCCGAUGAUGAUGCCGAUGUUUAGCCCCCAGCAGCAAAUGCCAACGGCACAAAGCGCAAAUUUGAACAUGGGCUCCGGGUUCAUGCCGAUACCAAUUUACAAUAUGCAAGGAAUGAAUCUUCCGCCUUUCCAGAACAACAACUCGCCCGGUCAAGGCAACGAGAUGGCGGCCUACCAGCAAAACUUGCAACGUGCUUUUCUACAAAGCGCGAUGGCUCAGAACAUGCAGAUUCAGCAACAGCUGUUAGCGCAGAAUCAAGCGCUCCAACAAUUGUUGGUUCAGAAUCCUCAAAAUGGCGGACAGGGUACUGGAUAUUCUGACGGGGAGCCGGUCAAAUCGCCCAUCCAUUCGUCAACUCCGACGAGCUCGAGGCAGGAAAUAGUGACUGUCAAAGCUCAGGUUCACAGGUCCCAAAGUCCACCGAGAAAAAGCUUGGAUCUGGGGAGAAAAACGAGCGUGGAGUACGGUCGAAAAAUGAGCACAGACAGAAAACCAAUCGAGAGAAAAUCUUCGACGAAUGUUGGGGAACUGAAGAGAACCAGCUCCGGCAGGGGCAACGUUGCAACCAACUUUACCAAUGUUCUCAGCGAGCUGAAGAAUCGCAAGAGCAGCAUAGUCGACAACAAUUCCACCAUGAUCAAUGGCAAAGGAGUUCCACCUCCGCCCCCCAUGCCACCUCCACUCGAAUCCCACGAUCCUUCCGAAUCCAGACCUUUCUUGGAUCCUUAUGGGCGAGCCAAAACCGUGAGGAUCGGCAAAUGGCGGUGGCCGCCGCCCAGCGAUUCCAACGAGGCUACCACCCAGGACAGCUUCAUGGAAUUCAAGCUGCGACAGCAUCAGCAACAGAGAAAAAUCACUCCCCAAUAUCAGGAGUAUAACCAAUCGAAUGAUCCCCUCAAUAACGAGGGUUGCCUCGAUUGGGAAGAAUUUGAAAUCGAAAACGGAGGACACGAGGAUCGACGGGAUGAGAUUCAUGCUACGAAACACGAAAAUGGGCUGUCGAAGGACGAUGGAGAUAAGAAGAAGAAAAAGUCCAAAUCUGGAUUCGAGGUCGGUGCUCACAGACCGUCUCCGGGCAGUAUCGGCAAGCUGAAGCUCAGCUCGGAAAUGAGGCAAAGAUUGGAAAAAGUUACGGCUAAUCACAGCGUGAGAUCAACCAAAACUACGGAAAAACCUGCUCUACCACGCGAAGACGGGAAGGUCAAGAGACUUGAGGAUAACAGAAAACUCUUGUUGGAACAACAAUUGGCCGGAAGAUGGGACGACUAUGCUUCAACCGCCGAUGACACUCAAAGCGUCACUUCGAAAGGCACGACUGACAUGAUGACUCAAGCUCAGGUCGUCAGAACACAAAUCGAGAGAAUGGAAAGACCUGUACCGCCACCACCUCCGAUUUCACCACCUCAACCCCCGAGUCCAAGGGGUGGAAGCAUGUACAGCAACAGCCAAUCGGGAGUAGCGCAACCACGAAGCCCUCCAGCUCCGGUCGAGCCGAAGUUGCGUGAGUCGAACAACGUUCGUUCUUCCCCGGAUUCGGAGAGCACGGAUAAUUUUCCAAAAAAUCAACACGACAUGUUCAGCCAGAGUCGCGACAUAUUCGCUUCGCAGCAACAUUUGCGGGAGAGUGAUCACCGUCUGGAUUACAACGAGAGCAACAAUAUGCAGCGUUCGAUUGAUCAGAAGAGCAAAGAUUAUUACGGCAAAGAUAGUACGGACGUUGGUAGCACGACCCGCGGUGAUCGAAGUUUGGACUUCGAUUCGCGUCGGGAUCACAGUGACAUAAUAUUUGAUCCGAAAUUUGCGCGGGACAUGUUUGAGAACGGAAAUUCGAAGCGCGAUUCGUUCGGAAUGACGCGCGAUUUGUCACCGAAAUCGAGAGACAGCUUCGGGAUGCCCUCGUCCCGGGAAUUUGGGGUUGUUGCCAACACGCGGGAGUCUUUCGUCGUCGCUCGUCAGAGCUUCAAGAAGCUCGACAACGAUCACGACCGCCGGUCCAGCGUCGCCUCGACUCAUCGGACCGACAAAAUGGAAAGAAUCGAGAUCGAAGAGUGGCCCGAAUUCUUACGGCCCGUUUUGCCGCCCGCGGACAAACCGGAGAUUGAAAAAGUCCAGGAAAUCAUCGACACGAAACUCUAUCCGCCCACGACCAGCGCACAUUUCACUUACAACCGUGUCACGUGGGCGCUCAGAGUCAAGAAAGAAGUUUUCACGCCCAACGAAACCCUCGCCAGUCCUCUCGCGCUUCAUCUCGUCUUUUGUCAAGUUGCUUACGACGUUCUCGCCACUUCGAGCAUCAGAAUCACCAAGGAUGAUCGACAGAGCAUGCUCAAGCUACUUGAUAAUUAUGGCGUUACACUCGAUAAUCUUCAAAGCACUCAGCACAAAAUUACAAUCAAGAAAAAUGUCGUUGACGUCGCCAAACAGUGGCCUCUCUAUUUCGCCAGGAUAUUUCCUGUUUCGAUCGGGCCUCAGCAUCCGGAAGCUCAACACAUUGCAGUGUCUCAUCACGGUUUGCGUCUGAUAAAGAGAAAUUCUUCAGGAGAUUUGAUAAUACUGGAGACUCUUCCUCUCGAGGAAAUAGUCUCGGUAGGUUCGACUCGAGCUGGCGUAUGCACUUUGCAGAUUGCUUCGGGUGUGCGAUUACCUUUACACACGACUCGAGCUCCGCAGCUCGCUGAAAUGAUUGGCAAUUUCAUUAGGAUGAUCGAUCAGAAACCGAUUCACAAAUCGAAUCACCACGAAAAUCACGUCACGCAGAUAACCAGGUCGAUACAAUCGCACGCGAACCACUCGGUCGGUGGCCAUCAACACGGAUUGCACAAUCAAAGCUCGCACAACCAACCGAAUCACGUGACCGGCAAUGUCGGGAAUCAUGAGAUGCACUCUGGUGGAAAUCGACACUCGGGACAACACGGAAUCAACGCGGUUGGUCAAACGAGUUCGGCGGCUCAUCAGCAGAAAAACCAACGCAACUUGAGCCCCAGUCAACACCAUGGGAAUAAUCAAAUACAACAGGAAUGGCGACAACCCGAAGAAAGCAUCAAAUCACCCGACGAAAGCUUCUACGAAAGUGGACCGGUCGUCAAUGACGGAAAACACUCGUUGCUGCAGUACGCCAUGCUCAAUUUCCGACAGUCAACCGAGAAAUUUGAGAUGAUGAAGACUGCGGAUGGUUCGAUAAGUGGAUCGCUCAAAGUGAUCGAGUCUCUCAAGAGCAAAAAGAAAAAUAAGAAAAGCAAAGGACAACAGGAUGGAGCCGAAUGGACGUGGAAAGAACAAGUCGAUCUCGUCAAGUAUUCGCAAGUCCCUAUCGAACAAAGCCUGUUGCGUUUGGACGGCGAGAUGAGUCUACUCGCGGUUGAGUGUUUCAUGUGUCUUAUGAGGUACAUGGGAGAUCAGCCAUUGCCACCUGACAUGAGCGAAGUUAAAUGCGUUUACACCAUUCUUAUGCAUUGCCACAAGUUUGAGCCAUUGAGGGACGAGGUUUACUGUCAACUGAUGAAACAAACGACAAACAACAAGAGCCCGAAUCCAGAGAGCUGUCAGCGCGGUUGGCGUUUGUUCAGUAUCGUAGCAGCGUAUUUUACUUGCAGCGAAGGCUUGAGAGCGUAUCUGAUCAAAUAUUUGGAAACGGCGGCUUACGAUAAGAGGCGAGCUUACCACGGCACUGCUACCGUUUGUUUGCAAAACUUACGGAAAACCGUCAAAUACGGUGGCCGGAAGAAUGUACCGAGCGUUGAAGAAAUAAUGGCAAUAAGUGCCGGACGAAAUGCCAAAAGACAGAUCUACAGAUUACCAGGCGGAACGGAAAGGGUUAUCAACACGAAGUGCACAACCGUUGUUCAGGAUGUCAUCGAGGAAAUGUGCAGCGUCAUAUCCGUGAGAAAUCCUCACGAGAUGGACGAAUUCUCGUUGUACUGCAUCGUCGACGGUGACGCUUUCACGAUGCCACUCGCUAGGGACGAAUACGUACUUGACGUCACCACCGAGUUGCACAAAAAUCACCAAGUUUUUUAUCUCAUAUUCUGCAGAUCUGUUUGGUACUACCCGCUCAGACUGGACGCUGCAUUGUACAUAGAAGUCGUUUUCAAUCAAAUUGCUCCAGAUUAUCUCGAGGGACUUCUCCUAGUCUUGCCCGGAGAGCAUCUUCCUCAAGAAGUCAUCUACGACAUGGCUCAGAUUGCAGCUUUGCUGCACCGAGCUGCUGAUAUGGCUCACGAGCCAACGACGAAAGAGAUCAAGUAUUUGCUGCCUAAACCGGCGCUCAGUCUACGAGAGCCCAGACCCCAGCAGUGGGGAAAUAUGGUCCAACAGGCCUGGAACAAUAUUCAACACAAUACAGCUGCAGUUUGCAAAGCUCAAGUACUCGAAAUAUUGUCAAAAUGGCCUCUCUUCGGUUCGAGCUUCUUCGCAGUAAAACGAGUACCGGAAAAUGGAAAAGAAAAAGUUGGCGAUCACAUACUCGCCUUGAACCGUCACGGCGUCGACUUUAUCGAUUUGAUAACACACGAGACCCUUUAUCAUUAUCCCUACUCCGAGGUGAUAUCAACGAGAAAGGUGAAAUCUGAGGAGGGAACGUUGUAUCUGGAUAUGAAAUGUGGCAACUUGAUGCAACAGAGGAUAACGAGAUUGCAGACGGAGCAGGCCCACGAGAUUUCACGAUUAAUAAGGCAGUACAUAACGAUGGAGCAACGUACGAGCAAUAAUCAGCCUCCGCCGAUAUCGUUCGCGAUGAGAUAGAGGGGAGAGGGGAAAAACGAUUUAUUCAAGAAUGACGAGGAACCAAUUUCUUUUUUUGUCACUUUUUAACAAUUUUCUCACGUUCGAGAGAACCGGAACUGCGAAAAGAGAAAGUGGGGACAGUUCGUUGUUGUUUUUUUCUUUCUUUCGUUUUCAAGUAAUUGUCAUUCGAAUCGAAAGAAAUCGGCGAUCGCAAAUCUUGGCGUAGCGAUUUUUUGCAUCGCUGAAACGGAACAUUACGAAAGACGAAAUAAAUUACCGAAACAAUGCUCAAGUGUGACCAAACGAAAUUAUCGAUUUUGUAUAUAUGCUUAGCUAACGGUUAGCGAAUGAGCGGAAAAGUAACGAACGAUUAAAAAUUAUUGAAAAGUCGUUCAUUUUUUAGCUCAAGACCUUAAAAAAUAGAGAAAGAAAGUUUAUUAUUAUUAUCAUGAUUAUCAUUAUGAAUAAUAUUGCUCUGAGGAUCAUUAUUAUAAUGUUUUAUCUCAAGAUCUUAGAAAUCUGAAAUUGUUUAUCAUCAUUAUCAUUAUUAUUAACAUUGAUAUUGCUCUAUCUUCGUAAGACUUUCAUAAUAAUUUUAGUUGAACUAUUUUUUAUUAACAACUCUGAGUUGCUGCUGAACGAUCACGAGUAAAAUCUUUAAGAGCGAUCUAUCGUAUUAUCAAAUAGAAAUCAAAACGUGAAGAUGAAUAAAAAAAAGUUUGACUUAAUUUGUCUACGCAAGCUCCCGUUUAUAAAAGAGGGGAGCUCAGAAUUUGUUUUUUGCUGGACGGCAAUUCUCCACGGACGUUUUGAUUAUUUAGCAAAGAUAAUUAUGACGAAAGGAAUACGGGAUCGAGACGAGGGAGAUGAGAAAAAUUUUAUUCGAAAAAUAUUGUAAGGACCAUUUUUUUUUACGUUAUUACAUAUGCGACCAGAAAGAUUAACAUUUAUCAAAGUUUGUGUACGAUUUAUUCAUCCGUAUACGAGACAAGACUCACGUUUAUAUAUAUUUAUAUAUAUAGAUAUUUAUAUAUAUAGAUAUUUUAUAUAUAGUAAAAAAUAAAAAUUACAUGUAUAAAUGUUGUAAAAGAUGGUUUUUUUUGUGUACUCUCAUUAACAUAAAAAAAUACGUGGACGGAUGAAAUUUUGUUGACUUUAUCGUAACCAAAAUCGAAGAAUGUUCUCGAUUUGUAGAACUUCUCGACAAAUUCAAUUUCAACGGAUUCAUUUACCAAUGAAAUAAUACAAAUUUGAAAGCCUUA
Messenger RNA from Venturia canescens, 11445 nucleotides. It is a transcript of the gene Myo10A, whose product is annotated as Myosin 10A. The transcript has 27 exons. Bases 602 to 10201 code for a protein of 3199 amino acids. NCBI's taxonomy places the organism in Eukaryota, Metazoa, Arthropoda, Insecta, Hymenoptera, Ichneumonidae. Gene Ontology annotation, cellular component: myosin complex; cytoskeleton. The record is from RefSeq and is a predicted model, not a curated record. Gene Ontology annotation, molecular function: ATP binding; cytoskeletal motor activity; protein binding.